Messenger RNA from Vicia villosa (hairy vetch), 672 nucleotides. RefSeq lists its product as uncharacterized. The transcript is spliced from 2 exons. The record is from RefSeq and is a predicted model, not a curated record. The coding region runs from base 1 to 672 and encodes 223 amino acids. NCBI's taxonomy places the organism in Eukaryota, Viridiplantae, Streptophyta, Magnoliopsida, Fabales, Fabaceae.
AUGGCAACUAAAGAUCAAUUGUACAAGAGAGGAAUUUUGGUGGAUAAUAAUGACUUAAUCUGUAUCAUGUGUAUGACGGAGGAGGAAACUCUAACGCAUUUAUUUGGGGAUUGCGAGGUAGAAUUGCACAUUUGGAGGAAGGUGUUUGCUUUGAUAGGUCAUAUUCCGGAGUUGUCUUUCGACAAUUUUGUUUCGGUUUUCUUCUUUUGUGAAAAAGUGAAGUGUGUAGCCAAGAGGACCAUUGUGGAGGUGAUUUGGUUAGCUACGGCUUGGUGUUUAUGGAUGAAGUGUAAUGCGAUUAUUUUCAAGAAUGAGCUUUUUAGUUUCAAUGAGUUUGAAGGGUACAUUGAUGCAAAUUGGAAUUCCUUAUCAGAUGAUUCCAAAGCAACUAGUGGCUAUAUAUUUAAUAUAGCUGGGGGGCUUGUAUCUUGGAAAUCAAAGAAACACACUAUCUUGGGUCAUUUCAUGAUGGAGUUUCAGAUGAUAGCAUUAGCGAGUGCAAGUGAAGAUGCAAGUUGGUUAAGAUGCUUGCUAGUUGAGAUCUCUUUGUGGGAAAAACCUAUGUCAAUUGAAUUGCUCCACUAUGAUAGUACCGCGUCUAUUGCAAAAAUUGUGAACCGUUAUUAUACUGGUAAAAAAACAUCAAAUUGGAAGAAAGCACAAUUUUGUUAG